AUGGGAUUUGGAUUAGGAUUAGGGUUUCAUCAAAAAAUCAUUUUUGCAUUUCUUGUUGUGUUCUUGGGGAGUUCUAAAUCAACACUGCCAAUUGGGAUUACAAGCAGAAGAUCCAAUUAUUACAAAUCAAUCAAAAUCGUCGAUCCAUCGGGGCAUGGCAAUUUCAGAACCAUCCAAGAAGCCAUUGAUUCUGUUCCUCCAUACAGCCAAGGUCCAUGGAAUUGUAUAUACAUCAAACCAGGGAUUUACAGGGAACAAAUAAAGAUUCCUUACAACAAGCCCUUCAUAUACCUUAAAGGGGCAGGAAAGAAGAAGACAUUUGUGGUUUGGGAUGCACACGAUUCCAUCUCUACAAGUGCCACUUUCACUUCCGAUGCACAAUACACUUUUGCAAAGUCCAUUACAUUUGUUAAUUCUUACAAUAAUCCAGCAGGAGAUGGGAAGAAGAGGCCAAUGAAGGCAGCAGUGGCAGCACUGAUAAAUGGCGACAAAUCGGCGUUCGAUCGGUGUGGGUUUUUGGGGCUUCAGGACACACUUUGGGAUGCCAAUGGCAGACAUUAUUUCACCCGUUGCACUAUUCAGGGUGCCGUCGAUUUCAUCUUUGGAGCUGGACAGUCUAUUUACCAGGAUUGCACCAUAUCAGUGACAGGUAGAGCUCUAAAUGGAGGCAUUGGUUUUAUUACAGCACAGGCAAGAUCGGGUCAGUGGGAGUCGAAUGGAUUCGUAUUUAAAGAAUGCCGAAUCGUCGGGAAUGGGCAGACCUAUUUGGGAAGGCCUUGGAGGGACUACGCAAGAGUAUUGUUUUACAACACGACCAUGUCGCGCGUAGUUGUUCCUCAAGGAUGGGAUUCAUGGCUUCUCUUUGGUCGCGAGAAUAGGUUGACUUUUGCGGAGUAUGGAUGUCACGGGGAGGGGGCGAAUACUACGCGACGAGUGCCUUGGUUAAAGACGUUGAGCAAGAGAACGUUGACGCACUUGACAAAUAUAUCAUUUAUUGACGAUCCAGGUUGGAUGAGCAUGCUCCCCCUCAAACCAUUGCAUUGUCGACUCAAUUAAAUUAUAUUAAUUAUGGAUUCAUUCAUCCAUCCAUUUGAUUU
This is a messenger RNA of Andrographis paniculata, 1097 nucleotides long. Its product is annotated as probable pectinesterase 29. The coding region runs from base 1 to 1056 and encodes 351 amino acids. NCBI's taxonomy places the organism in Eukaryota, Viridiplantae, Streptophyta, Magnoliopsida, Lamiales, Acanthaceae. Gene Ontology annotation, biological process: cell wall modification. Gene Ontology annotation, molecular function: pectinesterase activity. The record is from RefSeq and is a predicted model, not a curated record. The transcript is spliced from 5 exons.